UUGUUUAUUCAAUAAUUAUUUACAAACAAAGUAGUUAAAAAAUUAUGAUGGCUAUUCCAACAGCUAAUAGUAGUUUUCCAGUAGUAAUGCAAGAUUAUUAUUCUUCAUAUAAUUUUCAAAUGCCACAACAACAUAUUGCUUCAAGCCAGCAAAGCAUGAGCAGCUCUCAUUUAAAUAAAUUUGAACAUGAUAAGUCUUCUGAUAAAUCGAAUAGAUCAAAUGAUAGAGAAAAAUCAAGAAAUGGGGAUCAAAGACGUGAAAGACAUGAUUCAAUGUCCCGAGACAAAGGGUCUAGUAAUCAAAUUGAUCAUGAUAAACCACCGUUUUCUCGUGUAUUUGUUGUAUGCAGUAAAUCACAUACUGGUGAAGAUUUAAGGAAAACAUUUGAAGAGUUCGGAACUGUUGAAGAUGUUUGGGUUGUUAAAGACAAGCAAACUAAAGAAAAUAGAGGUGUUGCUUAUAUCAAAUUUUCAAAAAUGUCAGAAGCAUGCUUAGCUGUAGAAAAAAUGGAUGGAAAAAAACUUUCAGAAUAUGAUGAUGCAAAACCUUUAAAGGUCAUUAUUGCACAACCGAAAUCAUCAAAAUCUACAGAGGAUUUUAAUGAUGAAUCAGCACUCACUCGACUUUUUGUUGUAAUUCCAAAAGGGAUGGAUGAGAAAGAUCUCCAAGAUUCAUUUGACAAGUUUGGAGAAAUAGAAUAUGUGCAAGUUGUCAAAGACAGAAAAACAGGCGAGAAAAAAGGAUUUGGGUAUGUGAAAUUUAAACAUGCUUAUAAUGCAGCAUUAGCUGUUGAAAGUUGUGACAAAACAUUUAGAGCUGUUAUGGCAGAACCAAAGUCUGCUAAACUUAAAAGAGACAUGGCGCAUUCUGAAAACUUAGCUUCCGUAAAUAUUGGAGGUAUUGGAAAUGGUUUAGAUUUUUCUCUUGGCUUAAGUAAUUGUAGCAGUCGAUCUGAUAUUCCAUCAUCUUUUAACAAUGUCGGUGCAAUGUUUUCUGACAGGGGAUCAUCAGCAAUUGGAAACCGUCUUCAAGUACAAGUUGCACAAAAUGUUACUCAAGAGCAGUUAGCACGUUUAUUUGAUUUGAUUCCUGGAAUGGAGUUAUGUGAUUUAAAGCGGAACUAUUCAACAGGAGAAUCUAAAGGUGUAGCUGUAAUAGUGUAUAACUCUGUUGGUUCAGCUAUAUAUGCUAAAGAAAAAUUAAAUAGCUUUGAAUAUCCACCCGGUUCUAAGCUAGUUGUUCGUUAUGCUCCUGAUGAAGAUGGUCAAAUAGAAUUAUCAGCCCAUCAAUCAAAUCUACAAGUUAACAAUAUUCCGUAUUGUACUGUACCAUUGCCAUCAGCAAAGCCUAUAUCAGAUGCAGAAUCUUGUGCAGAGCGUUUAUUUAUUGUGUGUCAGCCUUCGCCACCUCCAGAUCAUAUUCUAAAAGAUAUAUUUUCGCGUUUUGGAGAUUUAAUAGAUGUUUUCAUGCUGAAAAAUAAAAACUUUGGUUAUGCAAAGUACUCUAGUAUUGAAUCAGCAGAAGCUGCUAUUCAAACGCUUCAUGGUGCUGAAAUUUUAGGUAAAAAAUUGAAAGUUUUGCAAGCAGAGCCACCAAAAUCUAACGAAACUGCUAGAAAACGCCCAAGGACAUGAGUUUGAAAAUUUUAUGACGUUAGUUUAGCUUGUUUAUAUUUCAAUUGAAUGUCAGAAAAGAGCUUUUUUUGUUGGUAAGUAAAUUCAGGUAGGGUUAUGAUUAUUAUCAACUUUAACAAAAGUUUAUUCUUACUGCAGAUACGAAGCCACAGAACUCACUGUGAUAAACAUUCUACGAGGUGAGCCGACUAUCUUACAUAACAGAUUUAGUGCUGUAAAUUAAAGAAACUUCUUCACUUAAAUGACAGGCUAACGCACCAGGUUUAAAUGACAUGCUAACACAAGGCAAACCUCAACAUAUGAAAGUACAUCUCAAGCCACCUACGUAAAACGAAUACAAUUUCGGUUAUGCACUACUGUAUGUUAGCUUAUGCCUAUAUAUUGGAUUUGCAUGCACUGGGUUAAAUGAAAAUCUAUACGGUUAUUUCUGUUAAUGUUACUGUUCAUCUUUCAUUUACGCCUUGUUUUUGUUAGUCGAUACAUUUUCGCAUUCUUUACUUAAAAGUUAACGUUUUUAUUUGUUUAAACGCUCUCGUCAGCUAAUACUGAAUUACCUGACUUUUAACGACUUUUGUAAAUAAUUUUCUUAUUUUAACUAUAAUUAUAAAUGAUGAUUAUAAUCUAAAAAAUUUAUUUAUUUAUUUUAA
This is a messenger RNA of Hydra vulgaris (swiftwater hydra), 2281 nucleotides long. Its product is annotated as RNA-binding protein 45. Gene Ontology annotation, molecular function: RNA binding. NCBI's taxonomy places the organism in Eukaryota, Metazoa, Cnidaria, Hydrozoa, Anthoathecata, Hydridae. The record is from RefSeq and is a predicted model, not a curated record.